Molecule: messenger RNA, 8193 nt
Organism: Acanthaster planci (crown-of-thorns starfish)
Lineage: Eukaryota; Metazoa; Echinodermata; Asteroidea; Valvatida; Acanthasteridae
Product: endothelin-converting enzyme 1-like
Biological process (GO): protein processing
Cellular component (GO): plasma membrane
Molecular function (GO): metalloendopeptidase activity
Source: RefSeq, a predicted model, not a curated record
UCCUAUUGAGUUCUUAUUCUCAACAUGAAAAGAAGUUAUGCUGUGAAAGUGCCAAAAUUGUCACGCUUAAGUCUCCACACGGAGAUCAUACCCUGCUGCCACACUGAAAAUUUAAUAUUUUAUCCUUGACGCGCGCGCCCUUUAAGCUCGCAGUGGGCAACCACACAUCCUACGGCGCAACAUCUGUCCAUCUUGGGUUUCAGUGAGUGCCUGUCUGAUCGGUCUCCGUGACACGGCCGGUAGUCGGUAAAAAAGAGCGCCGAGUCCGUGGCUGGCAACGAGCUCGCCCUCCGGUAUCCGGACGCUCGGUAUUUAUCGGUCACUCGUCGCCGACGCGUGUGCAGUCACACUUGGGUUGGCGGCAGCGUCAGACGUUCCUACUGUUCAUCCCACCUGCGGGUCGAGGAAUCUAGCGGGCGUUCGUCUGCUUUCGAGCCAGGAAACUGACUGUUGAACGGCACUAGGGGAGCUCUUCACGAGAGAGCUGCAUCGGUGUGGCCAGAGUUAUCAAUAGUUGCGCCGUCUGCGUCAUCGUCGCCGUCGGUUGCGGACAGUAUCUUCUCAGUCAGCGGCACGACAGGUCGUCUUCCUGCUUCCAGACGGCGGCACCUGUGGUCGGUCCGUCACGGUUGUAUUAUCACUCAAGACCGCCCCUGCAAACCCUACGGGGUUGCCUUAGCUUUCAUCAUGUGUCCCCGGUUCAGUGCGCUGUAAGAAAAGAACAUCUUACCGUUUCGUCAUUUCCAGGUUCUCCAGCCGAGACAAAAAAACCCCAUUCACUCGUACACGGGAGUAGGCAGGGCUUUGAAUUGCUUGGCCCGCGGGAUGCACGCAAGUCCUGUAAAGUAACGAACACAGACUGCCACCUCUUUUGCGAGGAUUGGAGGGGAUUCCGGUUCACGCUCUUCAAGAAGACAGCGUACCCAACGAAAGUGAUGCCACCGGCGUCCCGUUUGACCGUAUACGUCCAUUGACACAUUGAUUCUGCUGGUGGGAGCCGACCACGGACUUUAUUGACAUAGUCACAAUAGUCAUCCCGAAUCUGUGACCGGUGAAGCGGAAAAUCUCCGCAGCCAGGGAACCGAUUUAACCCUCUCCUAAACUAAUAACUAAAGUCUCACGCAAGCGGUCGACUGACCUCUGGAUACCUGACAAUUGUCGGGCGAGAUUUGAGUGCCAGGCCUGCUGGAGGUGCGGUGAGACCCUUGGUAAGCGGGGUGGGUUAAGCAGGGGGGACUUGGUUUCGGUGGCACUCACUGGCCCACCAUGGACGGCAUCGUGACCAAACCCAACAGCGUGCACUGGAAGCGGCCCUCGUGGUACCGCCGACGGACCAGCUUGGAGCGACGUCUUCUCGUCCUGGCGGUCCUCCUCGGCUUCGUUGCCCUGUCCCUGGUCGCCGUUCUACUCCACGAGCUCAUGACGGACAGAAAAGUUUCAGAAGGAGCCUUGAAACCAGGGAAGUCUACACAGUGCAUCGAUCAGCAGAUGUGUUUGACAGACGAAUGCGUCGAGGCAGCCGCUGGUUUGCUUCUCAACAUGAACCCCAAGGUAGACCCGUGCAAAGACUUCUUUGAGUACUCGUGCGGCGGCUGGACGAAGAGUCGGGUCAUCCCCGAAGGGAGCAGCAAGCUCACCGCCACCACGGAGCUCAAGAAUCGGUUAGAACUGAACUGUAAAGGACUGGUCGAAAGUGACGUCACUGACGAUGACAUCGAAGCAAUAGCGAAGACCAAGUACUUUUACCAGGCUUGCAUGGACGAAGAAAGGAUCAGCAGCAGGGGUUUUGAACCCCUGUGGACCCUUAUUGCUAAGUUCGGCGGCUGGCCGCUGAUGAACGACACGUCGUUCGACGAGUCGACCUGGAACCUGGAAGACACGCUGGCGAAGAUGUACUCCGAGACCGAGCAGAAUUUUUUCUUCUCCAACUACAUAGGCAUCGAUCCACAAAACAACGAAAUGCACAUAUACAUUAUUGAUCAGACGCGUACGUUACUGAGUCAGGAGGAUUUCAUGGUCGCAAACUUUUCACACAAGAAUGUGGUAGCCUACAGAGAAUACAUGGAGGCCGUCGCCUUGGAGUUGAGCCUUGCCAGUGAGGAUGAAGUGCGCCACCAAGUGCUCGACAUGCUACGCUUUGAAGAGAAGCUCAUAAACAUUAAAAUUCCCAGGGGGCCCAGCAGAGUCGUUUUGAAACGGUACAAAAAGCUGACGGUCGGGGACCUACAGAAUUCGAUUCCACAGUUCAACUGGUCAAGAUAUUUUGACGCCAUCGUGAGUCCCAGUUUUAAUGACACAGAGCUGUUGGGGACCUACAGCCUUGAUUACCUAAAGAGACUAGGGACAGUUCUCCAUGAAACACCCACUAGAACAAUAGCAAAUUUCCUGAUGUGGAAGCUAGUCCAUGAAAGUAUCCUUCUCCUUGGGCGGAAAUCUCGCAAGCUUCGGGAGGAGUUUUUGUACCUGGUGGAGGGCGAGCAUGGGGAGGGGCCCCGGUGGAAACAGUGCGUGACAAUGACCGCCAAUCGAAUGAGCAGCGGCAUGUCCACCAUGUUCAUCCAGAAGUACUUCGGACAGCAGAGCAAAACCAUGGCUCUCCAGAUGAUUUCCAAACUCAGAGAGGCUGUGCAAGAAACUCUAAAUGAAACCAAAUGGAUGGACGAACCAACAAAAGCAAGAGCUAUUGAAAAGCUCUUAGCCAUUCGUGAGCAGGUUGGAUUCGACGAAACUGUGAAUAACUACACGGUACUGGAGCAAGACUAUAACGAUGUGGAAAUCUCCUCCCAGCAUUAUUUCGAAAACGUCUUCGAGACGCUUAAAAAUGACGUGAAAUUUAUGCUGAAAAACUUCAGGCGGGCAGUCAACACGGACCGGUAUCGGUGGAGUAAGCUUUUUCCGCCAUACAAGGCAAACGCGGGCUACCAGUAUGCCCUGAAUCAAAUCACAUUUCCAGCUGGCUUUCUACAGCACCCUUUCUACAAUCGAAGGAACCCACAUUCAAUGAAUUAUGGCGGCAUUGGAAUGGUCAUCGGUCACGAGAUUAUGCAUGCCUUCGAUGACAUGGGCCGCCGUUUCGACAAGAACGGCGACAUGAGUGAGAUGUGGACUGAGGCGUCGGCCCAGGGUUUCAGGCGAGAAACCAAUUGCCUAUUGGAACAGUACGGUAACUUCACAGUGGAGCAGGUUAACAGGAAGGUGAAUGCGAAGCUGACGUUAGGGGAAAACAUCGCAGACACCAGCGGUCUAAAGGUGGCGUUCAAGGCCUACCGUCGGUGGAUUGCGGAGAGGGGUGCAGAGGAACCAACACUCCCUGGGAUUCGUCUCACUCACAAUCAAAUAUUCUUCCUGAACUACGGACAGCUGUGGUGUGACAAGAGCCGAGACCAAGCUCUUAUCUACCAGUUACAGCAAGAUUCACAUUCUCCGGGGAAGUUCAGGGUCUGGGGGCCCAUCAUGAAUUCGCCCGAUUUUUCUGAAGCAUUCCAUUGCAAGCCUGGGUCGCCGAUGAACCCAGCCAAGAAGUGCAGCGUCUUCUGAUGCACGACUCUUCGCUCGGAUCGGGAGGAGAAAAUGAAUACGUAAAUAAAAGAAUGGGACCACCGUGUCUGAGCGUCCACCUUUCUACUGUAGCGCCUGCAAUUAACGACAGGUCGAUUCCAACCUGAGCUGCAAUCCAAUGGGUUCUGUCUGAUGAAUUGUGCUGCCACUCGUCUCCAAUACGAAGGUGAAAGAAAAUGAUGGCGGUGUUUCGCUGUCACCGCGUCUUCUUUCAAAGGCGAACCUCGCUCCUGAUGCGCAUGCGUCGGCAUGACUGAUCUUUCUUUUCCACGUUACAUGCGCAGUUUCUGUCCACCAGUGGUUGGCAACACCAGAGGUGGUCGACUGAUGAGAAAUUCAUAGUGUUUAAAAUCUCACGCUGCCAUUCAAAAGCUGAGCGACAGAUAAUGCUACUUAAUACCAAAUGAAAGCGCACGAACCUCCGUCUUUGAACACCAUUGGAGGAAAUAUCUGCGAGGCAAAAUCUGUUGCCAGCCACGGGCGAACUUUUUGCAUUCGCUGUCCAUACAAAAACCAAACGAGUAGCCCUGCAUAGCUAAUCUCCUACGAAGUUCUGAUGACAAUGCCGCACUUACUACCCUUGUAAGGUGAAAUGAUGGAUAUCAUUAGUCGCUUCGGUGGUUGUCUGAUCGUCUCUUGUAUCCCAUCUUAAAUUUCAGCACACGAAUUAAUCUUUUUUCUUGGGCUAAUUACAAUAAUAACCUCUAGUUUCCAUUUUAAUGGCGUCUCAGAUUGGCGGAGCAUCAUCUGUACUUACAGCGAACAUACUGCCGUCUAUCAACAGAGGCCCCACAAAGCAUAACGACUACUUAUAAGUGUUUUAGGGGAAAAAAUGUAUUAUUUUGUAAAUAUCUACAUGACGUGCAGCAUUAUAAGUCUGUAUAAUAAAUUUUAUUUAAUCCUGAGUAAAUACAUCAUGGCAUUAUUUUCUGAUCAAGUUAUAUUAAAUCCUUCUUCCUCUUUGCAUGUUGCUGGAGACGUUGAUUACUUAAAGUGCGUUUGUUCGUUUUGGAGAAUUUAGAAGUCCAAAAUCACAACCCGUCUACCAUCUCGCAAUUAGUGUAUUUAUAAGCCUAUGUGUAAUGUAAACAUAGAUAAUGUACAGACUACACUCUAAAAUCAAUCCAUGCUACUCGAUGUCUUAUUUACUGUGAAGUGUUUUAUGUUUAACAUGGUUUCAUUGUGCAUAACGCCACCGAUACCCGAAAUCCAGGAAGUCAACGUCUCUCUUUGUAAUUGGACGGCAGGGGGCGCCUGAUAAAUCCAAUGUUGUCAGACCAUGUAUUCCAAGAGAGGAAAAAAAAAACUUCUGUAAACACUCAAACUGUCACAACAGUUAACCACGUUUAGUAAACCGCAAUGUAGUCUCUAGCGUCCAAGUCUAGUUCGGUUUUUUUGUUGUUGACGGUGGCCUCAUUGAGCAAUCCAAAAAAAAAAACACCUUGCGGCGCAUGUCUUCAUGGCCAAUAGGGCGGCGCACAAUACUGCUCACCUGAAGACUUAAAUAUAGGGACACCAUUUUCAUAGGGCAUGAGGAGAAAAUCUUGACAUGCUUGCCCUAAACGGGAUCCUUUUUUUCUCGAGAAUACGACAGUUUUGACGUUUCAGCUAGUGGUAAACGUUAUUGUUAUAUGCUUUGCUGUUGGAGUAUGAUCAAGAUGUCAACUCUUAAGUUGGAAAGUGACCCCUCCAAGUCAAUCAUCUCUGUCUGCGGUAACAUAAUGACGUCAAGUCUUGUUUACGUGAGCGCUUCCCUUUGGGAGUGAGGACGGACGCGAUCCAUUGAGCCCCCAUGGGAAAGCACACAUGUAAUCUUAAUGCCACGUCAUAAGGUCUUAGGUCAAUUAAAAAUAUAAUCGCACGAUCAGACAGCUCUUUUAGUAGUUUCAAAACAUCCGUGCCAGAGCGGCCGUUCUAACGCAGAGACACAAAAACCCUCCAUGCCGCUGAUGUAAGUAGAGCUCUGUUUUUCCCCUCUAUCGAAGCGUGCUGAUCCCCUUAAUUAAGCCUCCCUAGCCCUCUCCGUUCAAGGAUUGGAUAAGUUGUCGCUAAAUACUUCUCAGUACACCCCCUAUAAGCACGACAAACAUUAAGUCAUCCCCACAAAAUGCCUCUUGCGAAUGGACGGUGCUAGCAGAAUGAAAGUAGCGCAGAUGCUAAACAUGAUAUUGGCUUCCGGACUCAGUGUGCGACUUUUAUUGGGAAUGCUGCAGCUAUGACCUUUCGUAUUCAGUACACGCCCCUAUUGUAAUUAAUUUCUCCCUUUAAUAAUGGUAACUGUAAUGGUAACCCGUCACUUGGACACCAGCGACGGGGAGUAAUAUCCGGACACGGCAAUCGGCAGUUUAUGGUCGUUAAUGUCUGACCCGAAUUCCGCUCCAAAACGACCAUAAAACAAAGAACAGUCGAUUUGUAUUUGAAGACGGUUCAAAAAUCCCGUGUAAAAUCUCCUCAUGUAUGAAAAGGUACUGUAGGCCUAUGAGUGUGAAUCUUUUUCAUCCAUUAAUUUGGUUGGAAUGUUUGGAGUGAGCAAAGAAUUCUGAUAACUGCGGUAUUUCGGUUUAGUUUUUCAGGGCUAGCUGCAUCUAUGUGGCAGUAACUGGUCGAAAUUCACACCGCAAGGUGUUAAUUCAACACUCCAGAUUAUUGUAUUUUUUUCUGCUACUGCGAAAGUAUAGAACUUUUUAAAUAUACCUUCUUACUAACAGUUUGUUUAAAUUCUAAACGUUUAUAGUUUUGAUGGAUUGUUCUUACCUAAUGAACAUUGAUGUUUAAAAAUAGGACACCGAUGCUUAUUUUGCAUAAACAUGUUUAGAAAGAAAUGACAAGAUAAAUUGAUUAACUUAAUUUUGGUGACUUAUUUGCGCUUAGUUCCUUUCGAUUUUACUGACAAGUAAAUUGUCUUUAUUCCCGACCGAAUAAAUGUAAUAAUAUAAGUUUUUUGAGGAUUGCAUCAAACACAUUUCAUUAAAAAAAUAUGUUGGGUCAUCCAUUUGUAUCCAACUUACUAUUUCGGAGGUGCAUCUUCAGGAGCGUCUUGUUAAGUGACCAAAGUGUUUUGUAUUUUUAUACGUUUUGUAACCCUUUGGGCACAAAUGCGACGUUCUUUCUUUUACAAACGUCAAGGUCCACCUUUUGGCCAAUCAGUGGUAUUAAAUUAAGUGUCUGGAAAAUCUUCUGCAAACAAAACAAAAAAUGUUAACGGAGGGUACCAAAACCUGAACAAGUUAACCACCCCUUUAACUCAAUGAGAACGCAAAUGUAACGUGCAAUUCGGGGGGUGGGUCAUUUCUAUAACCAUGGUGGGCAUUUGUCGCAAAACAAUAGCUGCCCAUUCGAAAAGACGUCCCGUAUUGAUUAGAAAAAAGAUCUUUUGGCUUAUGUGGAUCACGUUUACCACCUGAUGGUAAAACCACAAGUUGAUAGGAUCAAGUAACUUUUUGAUAUAGUAAAUGCUGUAAGUGGGUGUAAUCUACAAAAUAUUUUAUAGCUUUUAAGUAGCUUCGUGAUUAUCGCUGGAAUAAGGUAUAUCUCUAAUAGACUGUAGUAUUUAAUGUGACUUCACUCAUUGAAUUGAACUAUAAUGUAAAUGUGAAUUUUUGUACUGGAUAUUAUAUCAUUAUAACAUAUCUCCUUAUAUAACCGCUAAUUUAAAAUAUCGGUUAUAUAAUUUCUGUCUUGUACAUUGUGUAGAUACACCUUACAUAAACCUUUAUCUUGUAAGGCAGUGUACAAGGUUGCGUAUGUAAUAUUGCUUUUUAAUCAGGUAGAAUAAACGUGGCAACACGCGCUGGCGAGGUCUCUCAAAUCUACGCGCCCUUGGUCGCCAGAAUAUUAAGUUCCUGCCAUCCGUCAGAUGAUGUGAUAUGGUUAAUAAGUCACGACUGUUGCUUAAUAACCGACCGGACGGCCGGAACCGGCGUUCGGUGUAAUCAGAUUCUGAAGCUGUCUUUCCACAAGCAAAAGUGUCCCUCGUUUCCGGAAAGACUAGGAAUUCGAUGUCAUCGCUGUUCAACGUGUCUAUGACGUUUUGGGGGCUUUUUUAGUAAAUAUAAAGAAUAUAGGUGUAGGAAAAAUGAGAUGUCUCUUUUAUCAUUUAGUCACCUGAUCUCUUGGGAAUUGAAAAAAAAGUGGUUCGCGGGUCAGUCAAAGUGCACAAUAUGCUCCAAACCUGGAGCAGAUCAAAAUCCCAUGUGCUUAAUGCUCAACGGUCCAACGUUUCCAGGAAUGAUCCUAAUUUAAGUCAAAUGUUUUUGAUGCGUUCCUCAAGCAAGACCAAGUUGGGAAUCAGACACAUCCUAAAAGGGUAGUCUUUGUAAAUUGUGGUCCUUCAGUGAGAAAGCAAUGCCAUGUGACCCGAUGGUAUUCCCAGAAACAUCCUCUGCACCACUUUUAAACUUUGUAGUAUAGUAGAAGUAGAGGAAGCAGUGUGCGAAUUGUCUUUUGAUACCAAAAAGGAUUGUCCAUUUACUCUCCCUGUUGAAUAUUGCUUCUUUUUCUACCAGAAAUUACCCCCAUUCGUAGUGUGUAAUACGUGGUACAUCAUCAAGGCGAUUUGUAGGCCUUGUAUGCUUUUUGCAUGCAGUAUUCAAUAUACAGGUAAGCAUUAAAACAUGGCAAGCGCACAAACCCUCA